Paraglomus occultum is the source of this 889-nucleotide messenger RNA. The record is from the annotation of a GenBank genome assembly. NCBI's taxonomy places the organism in Eukaryota, Fungi, Glomeromycota, Glomeromycetes, Paraglomerales, Paraglomeraceae.
AUGGCAAAACAGAUGUCGUCAAAGUUCAAUUAUGAGCAUGAGAGGAAGGAAGCAUUUAUUGAUAUCAUGAGAACCUACCUACAAAAUUACAGUUUCAGUGGUAAUGAAAUCUCUGGUUUCCAGUCAGAUGGACACAUUGUGCUGACAAUCAAGGGAGAAGAAACAAUCCUUUCCAUUCUGGAAGUCAAGCCAGAGUUUGGGAAAGGACACGGUUGUGCAUACAUACAAGCAUCAGCCUACUAUGCGAAAUAUGUGUUGAAGGCACAGGACAAGUGUUGGGAAAUCCUGAAAAAGACGUGUUGCCCAGUCUUCAUACUGUAUGUUGCAGGUCCUUUUCUUGGUUUUGCUGCAAACUUCCCAUAUCCUUGUGAAUUUAAUCAUCUGGAACAACCAGGGAACAAAGUAAAAUUCACAUACUUGGAACGGCUUUUUGAGAACAAGCUGAUAUACCUUGCAACCUUGUCUGAUGCAAAGGAACAUUAUCAGAUCAUUGUCAAGUUUACUAAGAUUUAUGGCAAAAAUGCUCAUUGUGUUGCUGCUAAAUGUGGGCAUGCACCAAAAGUGUUAGGAUAUGACAAAAUCGGAGGAGAUUGGAAGAUGAAGAUGAUGGCAGAAAUACAGGAUAAGGAGGCAGUAAAAGACAAAGUAACAAAAGCAGUGAGGACUCUUCAUGAGUCAGGUUAUGUUCAUGGAGACCUGCAAGAUUGUAACAUCAUGGUUAAGACAAACAUGAAGGAAAUUAAGAUUCUUGAUUUCGACUGGGCAGGACCAGUAGGUGAAGCUCGUUAUCCAUGGUUCAUGAACCCAAAUAUACCAUGGCAUCCAGAUGUCUAUCCCAAUGAACUCAUACAGGAGAAUCAUGACAGAUAUUUUGUCAAGAAAACAUGUG